Messenger RNA from Acipenser ruthenus (sterlet), 1601 nucleotides. RefSeq lists its product as uncharacterized. Lineage: Eukaryota; Metazoa; Chordata; Actinopteri; Acipenseriformes; Acipenseridae. The coding region runs from base 60 to 1514 and encodes 484 amino acids. The transcript is spliced from 2 exons. The record is from RefSeq and is a predicted model, not a curated record.
UCACCUGCGAGCACUGCAAAAAAACUCUGGAAGGAUGGUACAGAGGGGAAAAGAGAGCCAUGAAGUUCGCUAUCCCAAGAAUUUGGCAGGAACCCACUGACCACUCAAGCAACUGCUACUUCUGCAUGGUGGACCCUUCCAAACGUUGGACUGGCAAGAAUGCACCUGCUAUCACGUAUCCAGACCUUCCUUCAUCCAUCGCCCCGGAGCCACUCUGCCAUGAGCUCCCCGUACCCACUCCUCCGGAGAGAGAGCAGCCGUCUUUAGAAGAGAGCAGCAAGUCAGAGAGCGAGGAAGACGUUGUAGAUCCAGAUGACAAUUUCAGAGAUGGAGCUGAGGAGAGAAACCCAUACUACCCCAACCAAAAAGACCUCAAUGACUUGAUUAGAGAUCUUGGUCUCACCAAGUCCAAUGCCGAGCUUUUGACGACUAGGUUCAAGCAGUGGAACUUGUUGGAUGAAAGUGUGCAAGUCGCAGAUCAGAGGAAGCGUCACCAACCUUUUUCCAGCUUCUUCACCUGUCAAGAUGGGCUCUGCUUCUGCCACAAUGUGACCAGUCUGUUCGAGGCAAUCGGAAUCGCCUGUAACCAGAAUGAGUGGCGCCUCUUCAUUGACAGCUCAUCCAGGAGCCUCAAAGCCGUGCUGUUCCAUAAUGGUAACAAGUACCCGUCUCUUCCCCUGGCUCACUCGGUGCACCUCAAAGAGGAUUACAACAGCAUCAAGACCUUGCUGGACGCCUUGAAGUAUGAUGAGUAUGGCUGGGAGGUCAUAGGAGACUUCAAAAUGGUGGCAUUCCUGAUGGGUCUCCAAGGCGGUUUUACCAAGUUUCCCUGCUAUCUUUGCCUUUGGGACAGCAUGGACACCAAGGCACACUACCACAGGCGGGACUGGCCACAGCGGACCGAGUUCUCUGUGGGAAGGAACAACGUCAAGUGGGAGCCACUGGUGGACCCCCGGAAGGUGCUGAUGCCACCACUGCACAUCAAAUUGGGCCUUAUGAAACAAUUUGUCAGAGCUCUAGAUAAGGAGUCGGCAGCCUUCAAGUACCUUCAAGACUUCUUCCCUGAGCUGUCUGAGGCAAAGGUCAAAGCCGGUGUCUUCGUCGGACCACAGAUAAAGAUGAUCCUGGAGUGCAAUGAAUUCCCCAAGAAGCUCACUAGUAAGGAGAAAGCGGCUUGGAACAGCUUUGUCGCAGUGGUUCGGGGCUUCCUGGGCAAUCACAAGGCCGAAAACUAUGUGGAGCUGGUUGAGACUCUGGUGAAGAACUACGGCACAAUGGGCUGUAGGAUGUCCCUCAAAGUCCAUAUCCUUGAUGCUCAUCUUGAUAAAUUCAAGGAGAACAUGGGAGCGUACUCGGAGGAGCAAGGCGAGCGCUUCCACCAGGAUAUACUGGACUUUGAACAUCGCUACCAAGGACAGUAUAACGAGAACAUGAUGGGAGACUACAUUUGGGGACUGAUUCGUGAAAGUGAUUUACAGUAUAAUCGUAAAUCUCGAAAAACUACUCACUUCUAAAUCUUUUGUAGUCAUUUUUGUAUUACUUUAGUAUAAAUACAUGUUAAUUUGGAUUCAUAUGUUGGUUUUUUCUGACUUUAUGUGAAC